Messenger RNA from Misgurnus anguillicaudatus (oriental weatherfish), 1770 nucleotides. The record is from RefSeq and is a predicted model, not a curated record. Lineage: Eukaryota; Metazoa; Chordata; Actinopteri; Cypriniformes; Cobitidae.
AUGGCAAACCCCGUGAUUGGUCAGUAUAAAAAGCAGAUUUGCAGUGAGUACCAGCAUGUUACCGAGUAUAACUCACUGCCUGGAGAAAAUGUGCUGCUGUGUGAGCGCUACACUGAACCUCUGAUCAUUCAAAGACAUAGAGAUCAAAAAGAAAGAGAAGAGGAGAUCUCCUCAAAAGGAGAAAGUUUCCAGAAGGUCCUCAGCUCCAGGAGCAGUCAUGAAUCUGUCCUGAACUCUCUGUUUCACACAGAUGACCAUGGGAUCACUCCUAGAGCUGUCAUACUGCAGGGAAACUCUGGGAAUGGAAAAUCUUUUGUUGUGCAGAAGAUCAUGAUGGACUGGGCAUCUGGUAACCUCUACAAAGAUCAAUUUGAUGUUGUGUUUCACUUGAAGUGUAAAGAAAUUAACUGCAUUUCUGGUGAAAAGAGUUUGUUGGAGCUCUUGAGCUGGAGUUGUUGUUUAACUUCAGAUGAGAUCUCACAGAUGCUCCAGCGGUCAUCAGAGAGAGUGCUCUUCAUUAUUGAUGGGUUUGAUGAACUCAGACUCCCACAGGACGUUUAUUACAUGACAUCACCCACAGAUCCAGACAAGAGAUGUAAACCUGUGCUCACUCUUUGUGCCCUGCUGAAAGGACAUCUCCAGAUGAACUCCUUCCUCUUGGUCACCAGUAGAUCAACAGCUACAGACAAUUUAAGCAAUCGGCUCAAGAAUCCUCAGCGUUUCACUGAGAUUAUGGGCUUCUCUGAAAGGGGGGUUAAGGAGUAUUUCCAGAAGUUCUUUCAGGAUGAGGGACUCUUUGAAAAGGCUUAUACGUUUGUGAAGUCGAAUGAAACCCUGUUCACUGCCUGCUCCAUUCCUGUUAUCUGCUGGAUCAUCUGCACAACUCUCAAGGAAAGAUUUAAACCAGGUGUCGAGGUAAUAAGUCAUUUAGACACAACCACAUCCAUAUAUGUUGACUUUGUGUUCACUCUACUGGAGCAUCACAGUCAGGGUUUGAAUCAAUCUGUGCCAAAUCUGCUGAGGAGUCUGGGUCAACUGGCAGAGAGAGGGAUGCAGGAACAACAAGUUCUGUUUGAUAAAAAUACUGUCUAUGAAAUAAUGCAAGAUUCUGCAUGCUGUCCAUUUCUGUGCAAGUUCCUCUUUAAAAGAAGAAUUCAGCAGGAGACAAUGUUCAGCUUCAUGCAUCUCAGCUUUCAGGAGUUCUUCACUGCUCUGUACUAUGUCUGUCUGGAUAAAGACCAGGCCAUGAUGAAACUUAGCCAGACAUGUUCACUUUAUAACCGGUGUUACCCACCACAGCUGGAAGAUGUGGUAAAGUUUGCUUUUGGUCUAUUAAAUAAGAACUUGCAAUGCAGAUUUAGGAGACAUGGACUGUUUAUUCAUCUAAAUGCACAGGCCUAUCUAAAAGAUUGGCUCCUAAGUACUGUUCCUAGUACUUAUGGUCCAAUAACCACAUUUGUUUUAAAUUGUCUCUAUGAACUCCAUGAAGACAUCAUUGUAGAAAAAGUUAUGAAGGUUUGGAAUAAGAUUGAUGCAUAUGCUACAUACUUCAGAAGAACAGACUGUUGGGCUCUCCUGUACUGUGCUCAGUGCUGCCACAGCAUCAAGGAUAUCUCGAUCUGUGAUUGCAAAUUAACACCUGACAAGUUGUCUAUGAUUUUGCCUGCUCUCCAGAAGUUUGAGAAAAUAUACUUGGAUGUAGAAAAUCCAACAGACUCUGAUAUUAUUGAUCUGAUGUGUGCAGUCACAGGAGGACAGACCCAAAGGUAA